This is a messenger RNA of Exophiala dermatitidis NIH/UT8656, 610 nucleotides long. RefSeq lists its product as uncharacterized. The coding region runs from base 61 to 354 and encodes 97 amino acids. The transcript is spliced from 2 exons. The record is from RefSeq and is a predicted model, not a curated record. Lineage: Eukaryota; Fungi; Ascomycota; Eurotiomycetes; Chaetothyriales; Herpotrichiellaceae.
GCAUAAAAUCCCACUUGGUGGCUGAAGACUCGGGCUAAAACAAGCUUAACUUCGGCAAAAAUGCUUGAUCCUACUAAAUCUCCGCCCAUAGAGAUCUUGAUCAAUCUGCCAGAUUUCAAGCCCCCAUCGUGCUCAGCAGCAACGGUAUAUCGCCUUACCCUCCCUGGGAACAUCUCUCAACUGCUGGAAACUCUCUCUUCUAUCUCUCGGAACAGCAUGCUCGACCUCGCAUGGGCUGCGAUUCGGCCAACCGGACAGGGCAAGGGACGAGAUAGCAAUGGUGUUCUUGACUUGGCGCACUGCUGUGGACUUUUGCCCGAUACACACAUGCUCCGGCUAUCGGCUCUUGACUGAUGCACAAAGUGCAACCACCUACCUUCUUUCUCCGACGCGGGGAGCACUUAAACUGGCGGAGUAAGAUGUUCAGCCAAGCGAGGCAACGAUCGCCCUAUAUCACCACAGAACAGUAUUUAAAAGAUAAAAACUUGACAUAGUUAAAGAAAGAUUGUCCGGAACGGUAAAUCUUGUGAUGACUGCUUUAUGCUGACGCUUGAUCUUCUCUCUUCAUCUGCUUCAUCUGCUUCAUAUGCUUCAUAUGCUUCGUUCCCUC